AUCUGGAAUUGUUGUUUUUUUGAGCGUUGGAUUUGGUUAUUUGGGCCAUCAGUAAUCUGUCAGUAAUUAUUGUUUCUGUAGGUUUUAGGCGUGAGUUUUGCAGACGGUUGAAAAUGGUGGGAGGUGGGAAUAGAAGGGAUGAAGGGUCCUUUACCGUGAGCAAUACUAAUGUCUUUGCAGCUUUAGAUAGUCUGAGGAAGAAGAAGAAGUCCGACAAGGAAAAGGGAUCGUCUAAGGGUGGCAAGGUCACGUCAAAAGAGUCGAAGGGACCUGGGUCUGAGAAGCAGGUUUUCUGGGCCCCGGCGCCUUUGACGUCAAAGUCUUGGGCGGAUGUCGAUGAUGAGGAUGAUGUUGAUUACUAUGCGACAACUGCACCUCCACAGGUCAUAUGGGGUGCUUCUGGUUCGAAUAAAGCUGAGGGGACUCGUGAACAUGAUCCUGUAGAGGAAAGUGAAAGUGAGGACGAUCUUCUUGAUGAAGGGGAUGAUGACGUGGAAGAGGAGCACGACCCCGAACCCGAGGCUGAAGAACAACCUCAGCCUGUGUUGAAAAAGACUGUUGAAGCUUCUCCAGCACCUAAAGAGACCGAGAGGCAGCUGUCAAAGAAGGAGAGGAAAAAAAAGGAACUUGCCGAGCUAGAGGCUAUCCUAGCUGAUUUUGGAGUUAACCCGAAAGAGAAAGUUGGGGAUGAGAGAUCUGGUAAAUAUUGUUUCAUUUUGUUCCUAAAGAAAGAGGGACAAGCAAAUGGAGAUACUGGCAAGGCCAAUGACAAUAAUACCCUCGGGGAAUUGAAAACCACCAAGAAAAAGAAGAAGAAGAAGGACAAGUCAUCCAAAGAGACAACGGAGCCUCAAGACCAGCCCAAUACCUCAGACGAGACCCCUGGAGCUGAACAUGCUGACGAGGAUUCAUCUGCCAUUGAUGUCAAAGAGAAGCUCAAGAAAAUGGCAUCCAUUAAGAAGAAGAAAUCCAGUAAAGAAAUGGAUGCUGCCGCUAGAGCCGCCGCCAUUGAGGCUGCCGCCAGGAGUGCCAGGCUGGCAGCCGUCAAAAAGAAAGAGAAGAGUCAUUACAACCAGCAGCCAAUACGACAACUGAAAAUGGUGGGAGGUGGGAAUAGAAGGGACGAGGGGUCUUUUACUGUGAGCAACACCAAUGUCUUUGCAGCUCUUGAUAGUCUGAGGAAGAAGAAGAAGUCUGACAAAGAGAAGGGCUCGUCUAAGGGAGGUAAGGGCACAUCGAAAGAUUCAAAGGGGGCACCUCAGGCUGAGAAGCAGGUUUACUGGGCUCCGGCGCCUCUGACAUCAAAGUCAUGGGCUGAUGUCGAUGAUGAAGAUGAUGAUGAUUACUAUGCGACUACUGCUCCACCACAGGUGAUAUGGGGUGCUUCUGGUUCAAGUAAAGCUGAAGAGAAUCAGAAACAUGAUUCCAUAGAGGAAAGUGAAAGUGAAGAUGAUCUUCUCGAUGAAGGGGAUGAUGAUGUGGAAGACGAGCACGACCCAGAACCAGAGGCCGAAGAACAGCCUCAGCCGGUAUUGAAAAAUCCCGUGGAAUCUUCUCCAGCACCUAAAGAGCCUGAGAGGCAGCUUUCCAAGAAAGAGAGGAAGAAAAAAGAGUUGGCCGAGCUAGAGGCUAUCCUAGCUGAUUUUGGAGUUAACCCGAAAGAGAAAGCUGGAGAUGAGAGAUCUGACAGGAAAGAGGGACAAACAAAUGGAGAUGGCGAGAAGGACAAUGCUGCUCCUGGUGAAUCAAAAAGUGCCAAGAAGAAGAAGAAGAAGGACAAGUCAUCCAAAGAGACAAAGGAGCCUCAAGACCAACCCAAUAAUACCUCCAUUGUCCUUAAUGGGCCCGACAAAAUCCCUGGAGCUGAACAUGCUGACGAGGAUUCAUCAACCAUUGAUGUCAAAGAGAAGCUCAAGAAAAUGGCGUCUGUUAAGAAGAAGAAAUCCGGUAAGGAAAUGGAUGCUGCAGCAAGAGCAGCUGCUGUGGAGGCUGCUGCCAGAAGUGCCAGGCUGGCAGCCGCCAAGAAGAAAGAGAAGAAUCAUUACAAUCAGCAGCCAAUAAGGUAAAGUUGGGCUUUUGAUUGGGUUAAUGGGCUUUUAAUGGCUGGUUAAAAAUAAAUAGACUUUUCAAGGGUCUUGCUUUUGGACUUGGAUGUAUGAUUUCACUCUGGUUGUUGAGAACUUGUUUUUUGCUCGUCUUUGGUGGUCUUUUCCCCUGUAUUAAUUCAGUUGUAACAUAAUACUAUUGCUUGUGGUUUAUGUGACUUUCUGUUGGAGAUAAAUUCAUGGGUCUGCUUUCCAUGUCUCACCUGUCACUGUUUCUUGGUUUGUUUGUGUUGAUUUCAUGUUUAAAAUUAUGUUUCACUCGUUCAUCCAUGAAUGAGAUGUGUAAUUGUGACAUCUUUAUUGACAUGUGUAUGAAUUGGAAUAUAAUUUUGUAACAGAUCUUAUUGUUCUUAUGAUCCUUAUCCCGUUUAUGUAUGUUGUACUCCUG
This is a messenger RNA of Striga asiatica, 2493 nucleotides long. The record is from the annotation of a GenBank genome assembly. Lineage: Eukaryota; Viridiplantae; Streptophyta; Magnoliopsida; Lamiales; Orobanchaceae.